GCUACGGAAGCCGGUAGGCCCGGAGCGGGGAGCGCAGAGCGCCGGGGCAGGUUUUCGCGGUGCACUGUGGGAAGAAGCUUGUUGUUUUGUGGCGGAGAUUCUUUUCACCCUUGCCGGCUUUGAGAUACCGCGGCCGAAAUGCCGGAGCGAGACAAUGAGCCUUUCUCUAACCCUUUGGCUCCAGAUGGCCACGACGUGGAUGACCCUCAUUCCUUCCACCAAUCAAAACUUACCAAUGAAGACUUCAGAAAACUUCUCAUGACCCCAAGGGCUGCACCUACAUCUGCACCGCCUUCUAAGUCACGUCACCAUGAGAUGCCCAGAGAGUACAAUGAGGAUGAAGACCCAGCUGCGCGAAGGAGGAAGAAGAAAAGUUAUUAUGCCAAGCUACGCCAACAAGAAAUUGAGAGAGAGAGAGAACUCGCAGAGAAAUACCGGGACCGUGCCAAGGAACGGAGAGAUGGUGUGAAUAAGGAUUAUGAGGAAACUGAGCUGAUCAGUACUACAGCCAACUAUCGGGCUGUGGGCCCCACUGCUGAGGCGGACAAAUCAGCUGCAGAGAAGAGGAGACAGUUGAUUCAGGAGUCCAAAUUCUUGGGUGGUGAUAUGGAGCACACCCAUUUGGUGAAAGGCUUGGAUUUUGCUUUGCUUCAAAAGGUGCGCGCUGAGAUUGCCAGCAAAGAGAAGGAGGAGGAGGAGCUCAUGGAAAAGCCCCAGAAGGAAACCAAGAAAGAUGAGGAUCCUGAAAACAAAAUCGAAUUUAAAACACGACUUGGUCGCAAUGUGUAUCGAAUGCUUUUCAAGAGUAAAUCAUAUGAGCGGAAUGAGUUGUUCUUACCAGGCCGUAUGGCCUAUGUGGUAGACCUGGAUGACGAGUAUGCAGACACGGAUAUCCCCACCACUCUGAUCCGCAGCAAGGCUGACUGCCCCACAAUGGAGGCUCAGACUACACUAACUACGAAUGACAUCGUUAUCAGCAAACUCACCCAAAUUUUGUCAUAUCUGAGGCAGGGUACCCGAAAUAAGAAGCUCAAGAAGAAGGAUAAAGGGAAACUAGAAGAAAAGAAACCUCCCGAGGCAGACAUGAACAUUUUUGAAGACAUUGGGGAUUAUGUUCCCUCUACAACCAAAACACCUCGGGACAAGGAGCGGGAGAGAUACCGGGAACGGGAACGUGAUCGGGAACGGGACAGAGAACGAGAGCGAGACCGGGAGCGGGAGCGAGACCGGGAACGAGACCGGGAGCGGGAGCGGGAGGAAGAAAAGAAGAGGCACAGCUACUUUGAGAAGCCGAAAGUGGAUGAGGAGCCCAUGGAUGUUGACAAAGGACCUGGCUCUGCCAAAGAGUUGAUCAAGUCCAUCAAUGAAAAAUUUGCUGGGUCUGCUGGUUGGGAAGGCACUGAAUCGUUGAAGAAGCCAGAAGACAAGAAGCAGCUGGGUGAUUUCUUUGGCAUGUCCAAUAGUUAUGCAGAAUGUUAUCCAGCCACGAUGGAUGACAUGGCUGUAGAUAGUGAUGAAGAGGUAGAUUAUAGCAAAAUGGACCAGGGUAAUAAGAAGGGUCCCUUAGGCCGCUGGGACUUUGACACUCAGGAGGAAUAUAGCGAGUACAUGAACAACAAAGAGGCUUUGCCCAAGGCUGCAUUCCAGUAUGGUAUCAAGAUGUCUGAAGGACGGAAAACCAGACGCUUCAAAGAAACCAAUGAUAAGGCAGAGCUUGAUCGCCAGUGGAAGAAAAUAAGUGCGAUCAUUGAGAAGAGGAAGAAGAUGGAAGCUGAUGGGGUUGAAGUAAAAAGACCAAAGUACUAAUUCCCAGUUCAACCAUUACCACAUGGCUGUUCUUUUAGUUGUUGGUUCUACAAUUCCUAGAAAGGUUGCAAACUAUUUUUGUUGUUGAAUGUUUAUAAAUGUGUAUUGUAUAACUAUUUGUUUAUAGAUCUGCCUCCCAAGUGCUAAGAUUAAUGGAAUGCAGCACCAUGCCCAACAUGUUCCAUUAAAACUAGUUAACCCUGCUGUUUUCUUUCUGUGUUGGGCAUUCUUUCUUGAUGGCCCCUUGAAGAAGGUGGUUCCAGUAGUUAUAUGAACACUAGGUCUCAUGUAGGAACCCAUCUUUGGGGGGCUUCAGUUGGAUCUAGUCAGUUUGCUUGGUUAGUACCUGAGAGGGGGAGUGGGUAUUGAGAAAAUGGCAUGUUGUAGGGGGUUACUACAGUCUCAACUGAGGUACCUACUAACGUAUCACCAGGUUCUCCCAGCAUACCUCAAUCCCUCUAGACUACAGGGGCUUCGUGGCUGGCAUACUCCAAUGUCCUACCCUAAACUACCCGAGACUAGGCUGGGCUUCCCCUUCUCCCAGCUUCUCUGAUUCCUAUAUAACCAAGCCAUUUUGGUUAUACGCCCCUUUGGCCUUGUGGCUACUUCUCCCCCUCCCCUUCUCAUGUGGUCUGUCUUAGGGUCAUGUUCAAUCUGGACCCCUUCCAGAUACUUCUGGCUAUGCUCUUCCUCAUAUGGACAAUAAACUUCUACCAUACCUACGA
Molecule: messenger RNA, 2531 nt
Organism: Mesocricetus auratus (golden hamster)
Lineage: Eukaryota; Metazoa; Chordata; Mammalia; Rodentia; Cricetidae
Gene: Ik
Product: IK cytokine
Exons: 20
Coding region: 139-1806 (555 amino acids)
Biological process (GO): mRNA splicing, via spliceosome
Cellular component (GO): nucleus
Source: RefSeq, a predicted model, not a curated record